Messenger RNA from Neltuma alba, 930 nucleotides. RefSeq names its product syncoilin-like. The transcript is spliced from 4 exons. The record is from RefSeq and is a predicted model, not a curated record. The coding region runs from base 221 to 694 and encodes 157 amino acids. Lineage: Eukaryota; Viridiplantae; Streptophyta; Magnoliopsida; Fabales; Fabaceae.
AUUCAGCGCUGAGAUAUUAGUGAGAUCCUCUUGAAUGCAUUUCAAAACUUCCACUAAAAAGGAGGGUAUUCUCUUUGCUGCUUCCAGAAGUCAAGAGAGAAGGCUAGUUUUGAAGUAAAGGGAAAACAAAGUGCCAACCUGCUGAGACAUAAAAACCAGAGAAGAAGAGUUCUGAGGAGCUAGUUUUGCAGAGAGAGAGGGAGGGGGAUUUAAUUAGAAGAUGAAGAACAUUGGGAAUAGUAUUGGAAGCAGUGGGAGGCUAUCAAUAGAAGAUUAUGAGGAUGAGCAGAUAUCAAAGUUGGCCAUUUCUACAUUUCAAGCUAAAGAAGAAGAGAUAGAGAGAAGGAAGAUGGAGGUUAGAGAGAAAGUUGAACGACAACUUGGUCGUGCUGAAGAAGAGACAAAGCGCUUAGCACAUAUUUGGGAAGAGCUUGAAGUGUUGGAAGAUCCCCUGAGAAAGGAAGUAGCAAUGGUACGAAAGAAAAUCGAUAUGGCUAACAAAGAUUUGAAGCCACUAGGACAGAGUUGCCAGAAAAAGGAGAAAGAGUAUAGAGAAGCCUUGGAAGCUUUCAACGAGAAGAAUAAAGAGAGAGGUCAUCUGAUUACAGCAUUAAUGGAGCUAUUGACUGAGAGUGAAAGAAUAAGGAUGACGAAGCUGGAGGAGCUGAGCAGGACUAUAGAAUCCAUGAAUUGAAACAAAAGUUACAGUGGCAGCCGCUAAGUUUAUUGAUUAGCUUCAUCUAUUUUUUGGCCAAGAAAAAAAAUGUAGCUUGAUCCAUUUUUCCACUUUGUUGCUUGUAUACGUUUACUUGCGUUUAUAUUGUUCAAGAAUUUUCUUUUAAGAUGUCAACCAAAGAGAAGUUAAGUAUUGCCGGAAUCCUUUUCAUACGCAUCAUAAUUUUAAAUCAAUCAGCAAAGCUGAUCCUUUAA